Messenger RNA from Amoebophrya sp. A120, 4349 nucleotides. The record is from the annotation of a GenBank genome assembly. NCBI's taxonomy places the organism in Eukaryota, Dinophyceae, Syndiniales, Amoebophryaceae.
GUUUUGUUAAAGAAAUUUUCGGCUUCUGUCUGUCUUCUAUGUGCUGAUGGUCGUGCAGAUUAGGAGAAUGAAUCAGGAGUCCCUGCACUUGAAAGAUCGCUUCGCACUGUUUUUCCAGGAACUCAAGUAACAUUACACCCCCAUUCGCAUACUAGGCAGUGUUUUGAUCUCAUUUGUAUCAACCAAUAAACCUUUACGUUUACCUUUUGGCAGAAGUAAAUUGCGAGCUGUGCUGAGAACAGCAUCGCAUAUUAGAUAGAAGUCUUGGUGUUUUCAUCGAACUCGAAGCCCGGUCCGACUUCUAAUGGGCUAAGUAGUUCCACCUCUGCUAACAAUUAUAGAGGUAGAACGAGGCUGCCAUCCUCGAUCAGAUGAGUCGCGACGGAGAGGAAAGCGAAACAAAAGUCCGAGACAAGAGUGGGCAACCCUCGUCGGGCGGUACUAAGGGCAGUUCUUCCGGCACGACUACCAAGGGUCUGCUGCGACUCCGCAAGGAGGUCGCGGCCGGGGGGCGCAAGCACCCGCGGGACCAUCGCGAGUUGAGCAGAAGACUGAAUAAGGACUACAAUUUUAGCCAAAAAGAACGGGCCGCGGACGAGAACCAAUGGCAGCGCACGGUCGGUUCGUCCGAUGCCGACGCGGUGUACCGGGCUACGGCAAGUGACCGGAGGGCAUUCAGUACUAGGAGUGUGACGGCCCUCGCUCCGGGCGAGCGGGAGGACGAGCGGCACAAAGAGGACCGGCUGUCAUACAUCCAGCGCGACAAUUUCUGGAUCGAGAAAUGGCUGGACAGUUCCACGUUAGGGGCGAUGGACGCUCUGUUCGCGCACGCGCAGCAGUUUCUCCGCGGGGACCAGUUUUUCGACGAGGGAUGGGGGGACCUGGAGAAAGUGCAGAGGAUGAUGAUUUUGCUCAACUUUCACGCCCAGCGUGCGCUGCUGUUGCGGACGGUCUGGGCAGAGCAAUAUGCGUGCAACAACGAGGUUGCCAAGGUCGAGCUGUUUUUGCAGACGCGGCGCCGACUCCAACGAGGGAGCGAGGCGUUCUUGGCCCUCGCAAAUAUUACCGGUAGUACCGACGCGAGCGGCGAGGACGAGAGGGGGCAUCUUCAAGGAGAGCUGUUAAUGUCAGCAACUGCUGGCAGAGAAGAACAACCGACAAUGAAAAUGGACGACUUCUGCAAUUUAUCAGAUUUCCAGGAUGAAGAACGGACUGCGACGCAAAGGAUAGAGGAAAGCGCCGAGGAAAUCACAAAGGAUCCCCUAGAUGAAGAUGAACCCGGUCGUGUCGCGGUUCCUGAAUUCGUGGCCAAAGGGACAUCAAGUAAGGAGAGCACUGCUACGUCUCUACAACUCGGCCAGGAUUUGCUAUCCUGGAGGAGACUCCAGGAUUACGAUGAAGCGUCGACGAGUGACAGUAAGAGCAGUACCAAUGGCUCGUAUCAAUUCUCUCCGUGGCAAUCUUGCCCGUUGGACGCCAUUUACUGGGCUGGUUGGGGAUGCCACCGAGAAGUGCCCGCCGCCAAACGCGAUCCGGAGAAUAAGCCUUUGGUGUACCUGGACCCGGAGUUUCGGCCUCCCUUCAAUUUUGAUUUCUCCGCGGACUGGCCCGGCACGUGGUCGACCGAGGAUAUUUUUCUGCUGAAAGAGGUGCGGCGGCGAAAAUCUGACUUCAUCGAGUGGGUAUUUCCCGAGCAACAGAAACCUUCCUCGCCGCUGCCCGAAGCUGGAGGUGGAGACGAAGCCGGCGCGACAGCAAGCGCGUCUGUCAAUGAAUCAGUCGGUGGAAGUCAUACGAAAACGAACGAGACUAGUGGUGCAAGAACCGGCAAAGAGGGAACCGCAACUUCUACGCCUCCCCUUCCACAUCAAGGCGCGACUUCAAGGCAGAACUCGAGGGCCGCCGCGGCUCCAGGCGGCCCAGUGAAGAGUAGCAAAACGGUCCUCGAAACAAGGUACGGUGCUGAAUUCGAAGUGUCGGAGUACGAGUACACCAGUCCCAUUGCGGAGUUCCUGCCGGACGAGUGCCAGCGCGGGUAUUUCUUGCUCGUGAAGUGGAUUCGGGACAUUCCGCGGCCGCCACCGGGAGGCAGCAGUUCCGGCACGGACAGCGUGAAUGAGGAUCUGUUGCAGGAGCCACUGGCUGUGAGUCCGGAGCACGAAAGCGAAAUCCAGUCGGAGACGAUGAACCGACGGACCGCGCGAAAGUGGCGGAACUUCGCCGGGGUCGUGGACCUGACCAAGACUGACGGCGCGGGAGACGACCACAGCAGCAGCCCGGAGGCAGAUCCUGCUCGCUCUAAGGACUCCGUGAUGUCGACCCUCUCGGGAAUCGCACCAAAGGACAGACGGGAGAGAAGGAGUAAACGGUCGAGCGAGGCUGAGAAGGGCAUAAGGAUCCAAAAAGAUGAUAGCGGUGACGGAAUUAACCCCGUCGUCGGCGCUGUGCAGCCAUCUCUUCUUUCCAGUGGUUCCAGCGGCACGACUAAGAACAGAACAGAUAGAGCAGGACCCGGCGGCGCGGCGGGGGGUUCGUCUUCGUCCGCAGCGCCGCCGCGGGAGGCAGGACCAGUAGAUGAGUCCGCUGCGGCGCGUUCGGUGGCUGCGUUAAAAAAUCUGGUCGUCAUCUUGCCGUUCACCGGAGAGAUGACGAUGAAUGAGUCCUACCGGCUCGCAACGGCGUACAAGACCGCGAACCAGGACACUAUUGUCAUGAUCACCCUCGCGCCGAUGCACGGGAUCCGGCGAACUCCAAAGAUGGUGCGACACUACUGCCGCACCGUGGAGCACGUGUGUUAUUUGACCACCGGGCUGACCGUUGAGGCGGUUUCGCUCACCUACACGUUUCUCAACUCCCCAAUGUUUCGCAAAUUUCUCACGAUCGACCCCAACGACUAUCAAAAAAUCAUCGUCGCCGCCAACGCCGCUAAAGAUAAGGAAGACGACGACGCAGCACAGCAGGCGAAGAUGAAGAUGAGGGAAAAGAAUAAGGAAAAACAAAAAAGCAACACGGCACAUCAGUCAUCUACGAAGUUCGAGCCGUCCUCCCGGCUACGCGGGGGCCCGCGAAACCUUUCCAACGUGUGGCGCCCCAGCUUCGCGACCACUGCCAAGAAAAACAGCGGCUCGGAUGAACAAGAUGCGCCUGAAGCGGAAAACAUCAGAAAUAACGGUUCUCACAGUGAACAAGCAGCAUCAAACGGGUUGAACGAAGUAGAUUCGCUGUACCCGAGCUUCACGCGGCCACCUCGAGUCACUUUCACAGGCUUCUCUCUCGGUGGAGGGUGCGCACUCGCCGCGGCCUUUGUGUUGCUGAUCGUGGACCCCUGGGUGGAGGUACGCAUCGGCAGCUACUGCGGCCCUCACGCACCCACGGUUCUCGUGGACGGGCGGAUUCGGCAGGAGAUCAACUUUGAUGCCCUGCUGGCCGACCAAGCCAAGGUGGACAUGUCGCAGGUACGCGCGCAACGUCGCAAUCCGGUCACGCCGGGCGAGAUCCGUUCGGCAGGUGACGAAGACAGUUCCGGUCGGGAUGACAAAAAUAAGGCCGGCACUCCUGCUGGAAAAAAAGCCGACGAGGGGUCGUCCGCAUCUGUUGCCGCGACUACAUCCUCGUCCCCAAGAACGGGGUCGUCUGCGCCUUCUAGUAGUACCAAUAAAGCGAAAAUGAAUGCGAAUACGUCGACUACGUCCAAGAAGGCUAAGGUCCCCACUUACGGCGGCAAGCCGAUUACAAGCUCGGCGAUCGAAACUCCGAUGCGUGCGGCUGCGGUUUUCCGGCGAUUUUUGCGGCACCACCAGAACAUCGAUACCUGGAUCGGGUACCUGCACAGUCAGAUUGACCACAGCCGGCUCUCCGGACUGGUGGUGGGCUGCAAGGACGACGAGUUCGUCCCCAUGGAGUCGGUGCGCACGCUGUACGCCACGUUGAAGGCCGCAUCUCGCAAGGCCCUGCUGGAGUGGCACUCCGGAGGCCACGCGACGGCGGUUGUUUUGCGGUGCGGACCGGAGAUGACCGAGAUCAUUCGAAGGGUUUUGUCAGAAGAAUUUGAUUGAUAGAUAACCGAUCCUGGUGUCUGGGUCGUGUACAUCGUCACCUCCACUGUAGAAGUUUAUGAGAACUGAACUUGAACUUCACGCAAGUGGAUUGGGCGUGACAAAUACGCAUAAGUGAGGAGUGAACACAUGAAAUGAGCGCGCAAGGACUCGAUAAUUAUCUACGUAGAUGCACAGAAUAAAAUAAGGCGCACUUCGAUCAUUACCGCGAUGAAACGAUCGCACACGCAAACAAACCAAAACUACACGAAAUAAUUUUGCACGGUGAAAAGUAAUUGUUCCGGGUCUUGGCUG